Messenger RNA from Penicillium chermesinum, 816 nucleotides. RefSeq names its product C6 transcription factor. Lineage: Eukaryota; Fungi; Ascomycota; Eurotiomycetes; Eurotiales; Aspergillaceae. The transcript is spliced from 3 exons. The coding region runs from base 1 to 816 and encodes 271 amino acids. The record is from RefSeq and is a predicted model, not a curated record.
AUGAGGAGAGUCCGAAGCAUUACUGCUUGGGGGCUGUUCAACCUGAAUAUACAAAUAUCCAUGAAAUUCCAGAAGAUCGCGCAGUUGCCGCCGCCGGCUUUCGCAGUCCUUGGUGAAGAUGGCCGAGACUAUGAAUGGAAACCGUAUCCUCAUUCGAUCCACCUCACCUACCCCCGCCAACUCGCGCGCCUUCCUCAGGUGAGACAAGGACUUGCUGAAUUAUCAUGCAUUAUGGUCAAGUUUCAGGAGACUUUGCAUAGUGAGGGUUCAUUGAGAGGCUCUGCCUCGAAUGCGGAAGCCGGGUGCUCGAUUGACAGCUUGCCCCACGAAUUGCAAAGGUGGCUUGAACAAUGGCCCUCCGCAUCAACUAUCAAAAAGGAGAAAGAGAUCAUGCCUCAAUUACUGGUCCCUCGGAUCCAAUGUCUGGAUCUCUCCAUGGCAAUCCUGGAGCUUCUGAUUGAACGGGACCAGAAAGGCUUAGCUCAGCAACUACAACAGACGUGGCACAUGCAGGCUGAGGAUAUGGCCCAGUGCCUUGCACUUCACCGUAGCUCAUACGGCUUAAAGCACAUCCCUGGCCAACUGGGUGAUGUUGUGAUAUCAGCUGCGUUACGUGUGGUCUUCCAGCAACAAGAUUCCGAUGAAGCAAAGCAUCUUUUCACGGAGCUCUGUCGAUUUGGGGUCGCCUUGGCUCAGAGAUUCAGACCAGCAUCUCAAGCCAUCCACAAGAUCCUAGUGUUGGUCAAUGGUAGUGCAACCGCAUUCCCUGGCGAGCUGAAGGACAUCUUGAGCGGAUUGGAGACCCGAGACGAGUAA